AUGGCGCAAACACAGCCGCAGCAGUUCUCCCAGUCUUUCUCCCCUCCGGGGUCCUCUCCCUCUCCGGGAGCAGCUUCCCCGGUGAAUGGUGGCGUCCCUCCACAGGUCAAACGGCAACACCUCUCACCUCUCCCGCAAUCACCUUACGCUUCACCGAGCUUUGGAACGUUACAACUACCUCAAAACCAACCGAUGCCUGUAAAUGGCGCGAAUUUGAACGGCGCGGGUCAACAAACACCACAAACACCCGCUCCCCCACCUGCAGGCACAAUGGGACCACCUUCCCGACCGGUAGAGAAAGCGACAGAUGCCGCAGAGCUCACAGAUGUCCUGGCUUCGUCUGGUAUCGAUGUUAGAGAGGAAGAAGCGUUUCUUACCAGCAGUUACUCAGCUCCGGGGACCCAGGCACAGCAGCCUCCAAGACCUCAACAACCUCUCCCACAACAACAGCCACAACCUCCGCUGAAUACAUCCUUUACAUCACAAGCUUCCACAAUAUCAACACAGCCUAGCUUCACAGAACCCUCACCAUACAAACCGCCAGCAACUCAGGAGUCAUUCUAUUCUGAGCCACCAGCACCAGCCCCUGCCCCGUUCAAAGAUCCCAACGAACCAACGCGAGAGGAUACCGAAGCAGCUAGACGUGCCCAGUACCACCUACAAGAGCCAUUCUUACUGACGAAAGUUUUGGAGCAAAAACUGCAACGACGUGGCUUUGAGCUUGGGGUUCGUAUACCAGCUGAAGGCUUAUUUCAUCCGGUACCAGGCCGUCCGCAACCCAUCGAAGUUACCGGGCCCGACGGAUCAUCUGUUGUACAGCGACUGCGGGGCGUUAUUGACUACUCUUCUACACUUGCACGAAGCCGACGCGCCCACUCACAUGGAGUUGUCCCUAUUGAAUACAAGGACAUGGCUGUUUCGGCUGGUGUGCCUAACGGGGCCGGGGCAGGUGACAAAACACCACUCAAACGACCUCAUUCGGCGACCGAGCAGCCUACAGCUAAAUCACUAGCUGAAAAAUAUCGUGCGCUAAUGGAAAGGGACAACUCUAGUGAAGAAAGCCGAGCCGCCAAACGCGCCAAGCGCAGUGCGAAUGCUAUCCUAGGCGAAGGCGGACCGGUGAGGGCCGAAUCCGUAGAUAUACCUGGCUCCGGUGCCUCCACGCCGAUCCCAGAAAAAGCCCCGAGUAUCGAUAAAAAGGGAAUAUCUAAGAAGGAGGCUAGGAAGCUCAUGGACGCGAAGGCAAGCGAGGCCCAGCAACACCAGCAGUCUGUGGAAACCGCACGACUCGCCACCAAUAGUAUGCUCUCGGGCCGUAUGUUUGGAACCAAAAAGUCCUACUCGUGGUUGAAUCGGGGGGCGCCAGCCACCAGCAGUGGCUUUUCUACACCAUCACGUGUCAGUACCGCGACUCCAAGCGGGACUAGUUCUGAGAAACCUGGCCGUGAACCAGCCGUCGUGCCCGCGAAACGACUGGGAAUGUGGCGGGAGGACAAAGACAAGGGCUCGGGGGUUCAGGUCCGCGACAUCUUAUUCAUGCUCGAACUGGAUGGCAGAGGUUCCCGGCACGUACAGAAAGCGUAUUCGAAGGAUCUGAAGGAAGACCGAAUAGACUGA
Aspergillus nomiae NRRL 13137 is the source of this 1617-nucleotide messenger RNA. RefSeq lists its product as uncharacterized. The record is from RefSeq and is a predicted model, not a curated record. Gene Ontology annotation, cellular component: transcription factor TFIID complex. Gene Ontology annotation, biological process: DNA-templated transcription initiation. The transcript has 3 exons. Bases 1 to 1617 code for a protein of 538 amino acids. NCBI's taxonomy places the organism in Eukaryota, Fungi, Ascomycota, Eurotiomycetes, Eurotiales, Aspergillaceae.